AUGAAUUUUGUGUUAGAUUUGCCUCGUACACAGAGAGGUGUAGAUUCUGUGUUUGUUGUAGUAGAUAGAUUUUUCAAGAUGACCCAUUUUAUUGUUUGUAAGAAGACUGUUGAUGCAUCCAACAUAGCCAAACUAUUUUUCUGGGAGGUUGUGCGUCUUUACGGGAUCAAUGGCCAAUUUCGGCAAUUCCAAUGCCUUUAUUGCUGUAGUAUUAGUAGAGCAACAUAUUCCUUCCUUCCUUUUGUCAAAGAAUCAGAAGAUGAUGCUGAAGAUUCUGAUGAUGAGUCAGAAGAUGAUGACUCUGGAAACUCUGAAGGUGAGACAGAUGGUGAAUCUGAUUCUUAUCUAGAUUUUGAUGUUGAUCCAAAAUCUGGUGGUGAUCAUGCUUCUAGAAGGGAAAACUCUAAAGACGUAGGUUUUGGAGGACAAGCUUCUAAAUAUGAUCAUGUUUCUGGUGGAAAUCAUGACUCUAAGGAUGGAUCUUCUGAAGGAAAUUCAGCCUUUGACGAUGAUCAUAAUUUUGAAAGUAGAACUUCUGAAGGUAGAGGUGAUCUAACUUUUGAAGAUGGUAUUUCUGAAGGUAGUGACUCUGACUCCGAUGGUGAUUCAGACUCUGGGAAUUUUCCAGACUCUGAAGGCAAUCAAGGUUCUGGAGAAAGUUCAAUUUCUGAAGCAAGAGCUUCUGAAGGGGAAAGUUCUGGUGUCUGA
Messenger RNA from Vicia faba (fava bean), 708 nucleotides. The record is from the annotation of a GenBank genome assembly. NCBI's taxonomy places the organism in Eukaryota, Viridiplantae, Streptophyta, Magnoliopsida, Fabales, Fabaceae.